Messenger RNA from Passer domesticus (house sparrow), 4043 nucleotides. It is a transcript of the gene TIMM44, whose product is annotated as translocase of inner mitochondrial membrane 44. Gene Ontology annotation, cellular component: mitochondrial inner membrane. Gene Ontology annotation, molecular function: protein-folding chaperone binding. Lineage: Eukaryota; Metazoa; Chordata; Aves; Passeriformes; Passeridae. The record is from RefSeq and is a predicted model, not a curated record. Bases 48 to 1397 code for a protein of 449 amino acids. The transcript is spliced from 13 exons. Gene Ontology annotation, biological process: protein import into mitochondrial matrix.
CUGACGUCAGGGCGCGGCGGCGCGGAGGUCACGGGGCGCGCGGGGCGAUGGCGGCGGCCGGAGGGUGCCGGAAAUGUCUCCUCAGUGGCCCGUGGCUGCUCUCCAGGCGUUACCCCAUCCCUGCCCUGCCCAGGAGUGCCCUGUACAGGAUCAGCAGCCCUGCCCUGGGCACCCCUCAGUCCAGGUGCUACUCCUCGGGGGGAAGGAAGGGAUUCAUCUCAGGUUUUGUGGAGAACAUCAAGCAGGAGUUAGCCAAAAACAAAGAGAUGAAGGAAAGCAUCAAAAAAUUCCGGGAUGAAGCAAAAAAGCUGGAGGAGUCGGACGCGCUGCGGGAAGCAAGGAGGAAAUAUAAAACCAUUGAAUCUGAAACAGUGAAGACCUCAGAAGUGAUUAAAAAGAAACUUGAAGAAAUAACAGGGACGGUUAAAGAGAGUUUGGAUGAGGUCAGCAAGAGUGACCUGGGCAGGAAGAUCAAGGAGGGGGUGGAGGAAGCUGCCAAAACGGCCAAACAGUCUGCAGAGUCUGUGACCAGGGGAGGGGAGAAGCUGGGCAGGACUGCAGCCUUCAAAGCCAUCUCCCAGGGAGUGGAAACUGUGAAGAAGGAAAUAGAUGAGAGUGUUUUGGGCCAGACAGGUCCCUACAGGCGCCCGGAGCGGCUCCGGAAGCGCACGGAAUAUUCCGGAGACAGGAUCAAGGAGCAGCGAGUGUUUGAAGCCAAUGAGGAAGCCAUGGGCAUGGUGCUGCAUAAAGACUCCAAGUGGUACCAGCAGUGGAAAGAUUUCAAGGACAACAACGUGGUUUUCAACAGGUUCUUUGAGAUGAAGAUGAAAUACGACGAGAGCGACAACGCCUUCAUCCGAGCGUCGCGCGCCGUCACCGACCGCGUCACCGACCUCAUAGGGGGGCUGUUCUCCAAGACUGAGAUGUCGGAGGUGCUGACGGAGAUCCUCAGGGUGGACCCCUCCUUUGACAAGGAUCGCUUCCUGAAGCAGUGCGAGCGCGACAUCAUCCCCAACGUGCUGGAGGCUCUGAUCUCCGGGGAGCUCGACAUCCUCAAGGACUGGUGCUAUGAGGCCACCUACAGCCAGCUGGCCCAUCCCAUCCAGCAGGCCAAGGCCUUGGGGCUCCAGUUCCACUCCAGGAUCCUGGACAUCGACAACAUCGACCUGGCCAUGGGGAAGAUGAUGGAGCAGGGCCCGGUGCUGAUCAUCACCUUCCAGGCCCAGGUGGUGAUGGUGAUCAAGAACCACCAGGGGGAGGUGGUGGAAGGGGACCCGGACAAGGUGCUGCGCAUGCUCUACGUGUGGGCCCUGUGCCGGGACCAGGACGAGCUCAACCCCUACAUGGCCUGGAGGCUGCUGGACAUUUCCUCCUCCAGCACGGAGCAGGUGCUCUGAGCAGGGCUGGGCCCUUCCCACCCCUCUGGAAGCAGCUCCAGCCUGGAAUUCCCCACGGGGAGCAGCCCAGGCUGGGGGUUUGGGAGAGCUCCAGCUUCUCCCAAUCCCUGAGGAAUGGGAAUCCCUGCUCGGGAACGUCUGGGACGAGCAGCUGCUGCUUCAUCCUCGUGCCUCAGGAGGCUCCUGGGCAGCUGGGAACCCCCAAAGCUGCCAUUCCCACCUGCUGGCACCCUUGGAGAUCCCUGGAAAGGCCUUGGAGGGGCUCCUGGCUGCCAGUGUCCUGCCCGGGCUCCAGCCUCGCGUCCCUGCCGUGUCUUGCACUUUCCCAAACCAAAUACAACCAGGACUUUGCACAUGGAGGUGUUGGAUCCUCAGGUUGGUGGUGGGAUGGGGCUGAUCAUUGGAUCUCCAGGGGUGAGGUUUGUUUGUGCACAGCUUGGAAGGGGGGAUGUUGGUGGUUCUGGUCCCAAAGAGCCACAGGGUCCCUUAGGGUGGUGGGGAGGGGGUGGGACAGGAGGGGGAGGGCAGAGGGGGUGUCUGAGGAGGGGGACAGCUUUGGGAACGCUGAAUUUUUCUGUUCCAUCCUGUCUCAAUCCCAGGAGGAAAGCUGUGCUCCUUGCUCAGCUCUCUGGGCUUGUCUGCCCCUCAUCCCUGCACAGAUCCCAGGUCCAGGAGCAGAAACUUCCCCACUUUGCUGCUGGAGCGUGGGGUGAAAUCCCCUUUCAGGCCCAAUCUAAAAAAUGGGGUUUGAAAAUCCCAAAUCAUGGAAAAAAUUCCCCAAAUUCAGGUCCCAGUGGCAGAAUUCAGUGGGGUUUGGACCCUCUCCUUGAGCUUCUCUCUGCUGGGAGAAGGAGCAGGGGAGUGGCUGAGGAGGAGCAGAAAUUGUGGGAUUUGGGCUUCUGGAGGGGUUUGGGAACUUUGGGAGCUCAGCCAGGCCGAGGCACCACCUGCCCAUGGGAAAGGAGCUUGGGAGAAGGUUUGGAGAGGAAAUCCAAGGAUUGCUGUGCUGCUGAGGGUGAGGCAGGAGAGCUCUGCCCUGCCAGAGUGAUUAAAGAAAAUAAUUCCAGUUCCUCUUCUCUUGUGAGUGUCCAGAGCUUCGAACAUCCCUGGGUCUUCCCUGAGCCCUUUUCCUUUGGGAUGUGACAGCUCCAGCAGCAGAGGCUGCCCCAGCCCUUGCAGCAUUCCCAGGCUCGGGGAUGUCACAUCCCCUGUGUGGAUCAGGACAGGCUGGGGUGGCAUUUGGGUCCCAGGCAGCCCAGGGAUGCUCCAGGCUGGAAAUCUGGGAUGGAGCAAGGCCAGGGAAGGGGCUGAGGGAGCUGGGAGGGGGCUCAGCCUGGAGAAAAGGAGGCUCAGGGGGGCUCUUGUGGCUCUGCACAGCUCCUGACAGGAGGGGACAGCCAGGGGGUGCCCCCAGGGGACACCAGGACAAGAGGGAACAGCCUCAGGCUGUGCCAGGGGGUUUAGGUUGGAUGUUGAGAAAAUUCCUUCAUGGGAAGGGUUGUAAAGCCCUGGCACAGCUGGAAUCCCCAUCCCUGCAGGGAUUUAAAAUCCACGGGGAUGUGGCACUUGGGGACAGGGCCAGGGCUGGCCUGGGCAGGGUGCUGGGGGCUCUGGAGGCUUUUCCAGCCCCGGGGGGUUCUGUGGCUCUGGGCACUGCCAGCCCUGCCCGGGCUCCAUCCCCGCCGUGCCUGCGGGGUUGCCAUGGGGAUGGGGAUGCUGGGAUGCUGACUCAGAGCUGCUCUGCCAGCUCUGACAUCCCGUGGGCUGCUCCCAUCCCUCGUGGGGGGCUCUGAGCCCCCACGCCUUCCCAGGCUGCUCCAAACCUGCAGCCCGGCCUCGGGCACUGCCAGGGAUCCAGGGGAAUUCCACUCCAGGGCCUCCCCAGCCUCAGGGAGGGGUUGGAAUGAGAUGAUUCCAACCCAUUCCAGGGUUCUGUGAUCCCAGAGCUGCCCCUGGGAAGGCUGGGCCAUCCCUCCCUGUUACCCCAAGGCUUUUGGGGCUUUUCCCCAGAUCCUGCAGCGCUGGAGUUUGGACAAGCAGCCCUGCCCUGAGGGGUCGCUUCGGGAUUUUCCCAGUUCUGUGCUGGAUUUGAUGGAAUGUGAUGAUCCCUCAGUGCUCUUUGCUCCUCUGUUCCUCCCUCCAGUGCAUUUUUGGGGUGCAGCCCCUGCUGCCAGGUGAAAUUGUCCUCCCUGGGCCUUCCUGGCACCGGGGCUCUUCUCUCCAGCCUUUAGCACACAGAGCAUCCCUGCCAAAUGACAGCUCUGAGGGCAGGCCUGAGCCAAGCCCGAGCACCAAGCUCGUUUAGGAACAAUUCAUUAGAGGGGGGAGGAUUUUUUCAAUGAGGUGUUUUUCAUCUGGGAACAGAGCUGGGACAGAUCCAUGGAGCAGCAGCCUCCUGUGCUGCCUCUCCAGAGCUCAGCUCCUCUGCCAAAGCCUUGGAGAUGGUUUUGGGGUUUUUUUUUUGCUGGUGAAUGAUUCCAAAAUGAUUCUUCUCCUGUCUCAGAUCAGCUCCAAGAGCUGUGAGUUCUCCCUGGAGCUGCUGGAAGGAGCGGGGGCUUUGGCAGGCUGGGUGGAGGAUGAGUUACUGAGUUCUUCUGGCUCUGACUAUUCCUGCCAAUUAAAAGAAAUAAAUAAAGCUUAAUUAAG